This is a messenger RNA of Salmo salar (Atlantic salmon), 16483 nucleotides long. RefSeq names its product ankyrin repeat domain-containing protein 11. The record is from RefSeq and is a predicted model, not a curated record. Gene Ontology annotation, biological process: anatomical structure morphogenesis. Gene Ontology annotation, molecular function: protein binding. NCBI's taxonomy places the organism in Eukaryota, Metazoa, Chordata, Actinopteri, Salmoniformes, Salmonidae.
AGCCCCAUAUCGAAGCCAAAGCCCGUCUGGAAACAGUUUGUAAGGGGUAGUUAAUGAAGAUUAAGCCGAAACAAAAUAUCGUUUUUAGCUACUUUAAAUUGACCUUUCAAGGCUCCAGUUUUGAUUACUGGGCAUACAAAGCUUCAUUUCAGACCAUGGUCACAAAAUAAAAUUGUACAAGGACGUUUUCGAGAAGAUUUUAAGCUGUAUGUGUCGAUUGUUGGUGUACAGGAAUUAGCAAGCUAACGUUACUUAGCACUAGCCUACAAAUAUUAGCUAGCUAACUAGCGUAGCUUGCUAACGUUAGCUUCAAGUUGUCUGAUUUUCAACUGAGAUGGUUGCAGUAUUUCUUGGAUGUCUACGGACGGCAGAUUGCUGAACCAGAGGGCCUCAAAUGGGAAAAACAAGCAUCGGACAGGAAUAUCUGGGAUAAGCUUGUCGACGUAACUCAGAUUCUGUUGAAGGAUUCUUUGGACUUCCCUACUGCAGCCCUUUUUUUAAGCAGGAUUUUAACGCCACCCAUCCGCAGACAGCCAUGGAAUCGUCUCAAUGCACCCCUUGUCCUGUGAGCGCCCAGGCUGUCGUGGAUCCCGUGCCCCUGCUGUUCAACUGACGGUCGAUGACGAUGCGAUGGAAGCGUGAAUGAGGUUUGGCGUGGCGAUAGCUGAACGAUGCCCAAGGGUGGGGGUUCAAAAACCCCCCAGCUGGAAGACUUCCCACUCAACACUGACAUGGUGGAGAAGCAGAGUGGGAAGAAGGAUAAAGUAUUGUCAAACAAGACUCCUAAAUUGGACCGCAGCGAUGGCGUCAAAGAGAUGAAAGAGAAGGCAUCCAAGAGGAAGCUUCCCUUCACUGUUGGAGCCAAUGGAGACCAGAAAGAUUCUGACUCAGAAAAGCAAGGUCCGGAACGGAAGCGCAUUAAAAAGGAGCCCACCAACACCAGGAAGUCAGGCCUGCCGUUUGGGAUGGGCAUGCCAGGGAUCCGGGCCGGGUACCCCCUCUCUGAGCGGCAGCAGGUGGCUCUUCUCAUGCAGAUGACGGCUGAAGAGUCAGUCAACAGUCCAGACACAACACCAAAGCAUCAGUCACAGUCAAGUCUGGGCCAGAAGGGAACGCCAAACUCUGCAUCUAAAACCAAAGACAAAGUAAACAAGAGAAAUGAGAGGGGCGAGACGAGGCUGCACCGGUCAGCCAUCCGCGGAGAGGCACGCCGCAUCAAGGAGCUCAUCAGUGAGGGAGCUGACGUGAAUGUAAAAGACUUUGCAGGCUGGACUGCACUGCAUGAAGCAUGCAACCGAGGCUACUACGACGUGGCCAAGCAGCUGCUGGCAGCCGGUGCAGAGGUCAACACCAAGGGCCUGGACGAUGACACCCCUCUGCAUGACGCAUCAAACAACGGGCACUUCAAGGUGGUAAAGUUGCUUUUAAGGUAUGGAGGGGACCCUCGACAAAGCAACAGAAGGGGUGAAACCGCGUUGAAGGUUGCUAACUCCCCAACGAUGCUCAAUCUGUUGCUUGGAAAAGGCACGUAUACCUCCAGUGAGGAGAGCUCGUCAGAAUCCUCAGAGGAAGAAGAUGCCCCAUCGUUUGCCCCAUCCAGUUCUGUUGAUGGCAAUAACACAGACUCAGAGUUUGAGAAGGGCCUGAAGCUGAAAGGGAAGAAAGGGCUGGAUCAGCCCCUGUCCACAACAACUACCCCCGUCAAGGACGAGUAUGAGUUUGACGAGGAUGAUGAGGAAGAGCGCGUCCCUCCGGUGGACGACAAGCACUUGCUCAAGAAAGAGUUCCGCAAGGAGUCUCCCAGUGUCACUAAGGCUAGCGGCUUAAUUUCAGUACCGAAGGGGGAGGUGGUCAAAACCUAUUCCAAAAGCAACUCGCUCACACCAAAGAAGGCUGUUAGACGGAUUCUCUCUGACAGCUCAGACGAGGAUGGUGGGACGUUGUGUUUCACACCUAUGCCCACACCACGGCAACCAGCGCCACCUACUAAUACCAAGGCCCGGGACUCUGCUACACUGAGCUCUAAACAGCAGAAAGAGAAGACUAAAGUUAAGAAGAAGAGGAAGAAGGAAACAAAAAAUAAUGUCAGUAAGGAGGUCAGAUUUGGUAAAGUCAAUGACAAAUUCUGCACUUCUGACUCUGAUUGUGGGGACAUAGGGAGUGAGGAUGAUGAAUGCUCUAUGAAGAGCUCGAACUGUAUAAAGGACUCCACAAUGAGCCUAAAAGAAUCCUCUGUGUUCAGUACUCACUCUGCAUCCUCUUCCUCCUCUUCUCAUGGAAGCAUGAGCUCUCAGAAACUGACACCCUCGUUGACAGAGCAUAACCCAAAACAGUGGAGAACAGACGGCUGGAAGACUGUAUCAUCUCCUGUGUGGUCAGAUGUAAGCUCCCUCUCUGACUCGGUUAGAACAAGGCUUUCCAGUGAGUCGGACUACUCCUCUGCAGACUCAAGUGUCGAGUCAGUGAAACAGGUGAGAAAGAAAGCACAGGAAAACAGAAAGAAAAACAAUGUGCACACCAAUGCACUAGACAAAAAGAACUCUGACUUUCACAAGAACUCCAACACAGACAGUACGGUCUCCAAAACGGAUAAAGAUGGCAAAGUGUUGAAAAAGCAUAAAGUAAAACACAAGCACAAAAACAAAGAGAAAGAAAAGGCUCCCAGUUUAGUGCUCAAUCAAGACAUGAACGAGAAAUUUGUUAAAAGCUUCUCAUUUGAUUUUGAUGAUUCAAGGCAGAAGUCACUCCUUGUUGAGACUGAGUCCCCAGCUGAAAGCAAGGUCAAGCUGUCUAAACAUGAAAAGGAGCAUUUGAAAAAGGAGGACAGGUUGUCGAAGGGCAAAUCUGAGGACAGAGACUGGUCUUCUGGAAAAGAAGUGCAAAGAACUGCUAAGGAGGAGAAAUCCAAGAAAACAAAAGAGUCCACCAAGGAGAAGCCUAGCAAGGAGGAGAGGGAAAAGCCCUUGAAAACUGAAAAAGAAAGGAGCCUCAAGGAAAAAGAGAAGCCCAAGGAGGAGAAACAACAAAAGACUCAUAAAGAGGAGAAGAAGAAAAAGUCAAAGGACAAGACAUCUAAACCAGACAGGAAGAGCAGUGAGCAAAAAGAAGAAAAACAUAUAAAGGUGGAUAAGGAGAAAAAUGCCAGGGAGGAGAAGGAAAAAUCUAAGAAAGAAAAGGUUCAGAAGGAAGAUCCUGAUUAUGAAGUCUAUGAUGUCAGUAACCGUUUCUUAAACCUAGAAGACACCAAGCUCAGUGCCUCAGACGACCACCAUGACCGAUGGGCGUCAGACCUUUCCUCUGACUGCGACCUAUAUGGAGAUGACAGCUGGGAUGCUCCUCCUGUGAAGGACUACAAAGAAUAUAAAGCAAACAACACUGUAAAGCUGAUCGUUGAAACUGAAAAAAUUGAGAGCAGAGACCGGAGGAAGGAGAACAAAAUCAAAGACAAGAAACUAGAUCAUAAUGACAAACGGUCAGAGAAAGAGCCUACCUCCAAGAAGAAAGAGAAAGACUCUUCAGAAAGAAUCUGUGACAAGAAAAAGGAUUUGACCGAAAAACAGAAACUCAACUCCAGCCACUCUGUAGAAAAGGAGAAGAAGCGAAAGGAAUCUGCAGAUACUGUCAAAGAGAAGAAAGAGAAGGACUCCACGGACAGCAGCAGAGACCGAAAAGAUUCAUAUGAAUUCACUAAAGAAAGAAAGGACUUGAAAAUCAAACAGGAGUCCAUAAGAGACGAUUAUGGGAACGAUGCCUCCUUCAAAGAAAUUGAAACUGUCAGCAAACCAUGUGAAAUUAGAGAAAGGAACCACUCUGGAAAAGAGAAGGAGAAAAAGGGAGAUGGAGUGGAAAAGAGAGAAAAGACAAAAGCUGACAAACACAAGGAAAAGCCUAAAGACCGAUCCAUAGAACAGGAUAAGGAGAAGCCUGAGAGGACCUCAACUGAGAAGCUUUUGAAGGAAAAAGACACAGAUAGAGGCUCUAAAGACAAGAAGGAGGGCGCUAAAGACAAACACAAAGACACACACAGCAAAGACAAGGAAAGGAAGAUGUCUUCAGAACAAACUAAGGACAAGAAAGAAAAGGCUUCACAGGACAAGCAUGCUGACCGGGAUAAAGAUCUCCUUGAGGUGAAGAAGGAGGAGCGAAAACCUGAGAAAGUUAAACCUGAGAAAACAUGGUACAAGAUCGCAGACAUUUUCACAGAUGAAAGUGAGGAUGAAGAAGACAAUUACAAUGGGGGUGUGGCCAAGUUAAGUGAUUCCCUUGGGUUGUCCGAUUCUCACAGGAAAGACUCCACACCUGACAGGGAUGAGCUUGAUCACUUCCAAAUGGAAAAAAACAGAAAAUAUUCUGCUGAGGCCAAACACACAACAGAAAAACAGAAAGAAAAAGACCACAAGAAAAAAGACAAGACCACAUUUGAUAUGGGGAAAGAGAGGAAGGGUUCCUUAGAGAAACACAACAAAGAUAAGAAAGUAAAGGAUUCUGUUGAUGCAAAACACAAAGAACGCAAAGACAGAAUGUCUGUGGACUCAAACCAAGAGAAGAAAAACAAGCAGAAGCUGUUGGACAAGAGGGAAGCCAGUGAGGAAAAGACCAAGAGUAAAUAUAAAGACAAGCAAGAUCAUGUUAACGACAGAAAGCCCUCAAAGGGGAGUGGGGAAAAUGAGAAGUCGCUCUUGGAGAAACUGGAAGAAGAGGCCAUGAAUGACUACAAGGAUGACUCCAAUGAUAAGAACAGUGAGUUAUCCUCAGACAGCUUCACUGAUCAGGGUCAUGAGCCAGUGCUCAGCAGCUACUAUGAUUCCUCCAACAUCAGCCUGCCAGACAUUACUGAUGAGAGACGAGACUCACUCUCCAUAUCUAAUCCUCAAGACAAGUUCAGAGAGAAAGAGAGGCACCGGCAUUCAUCUUCAUCAUCCUCCAAAAAGAGUCAUGACAAGGAGAAGGACAAAGUCAAGAAGGAAAAGGGGGAUAAACAAGACAAGAUAGAGGAAAUAAGAGAAUCCUAUGGACGCAGAGAAAGUCUGCCCUUCGAGAAAGAGCCUAUGCCGUUAGAAGCGGACCCUUACACAUUUCCAUUUGGGUCUAAGGGUGAUAAAGAUGAUUUUGAGAAGACAUUGGAGUUUGAAAAGGAGAUGUCUAAAAAAGCUGACAAGGACAAAUUGAGUACUGUCAUCAGUGAUAAGAUCAAGGACAAAAAGAAAAAAGAGAAACAUAAGGAGAAAGUCAAAGAGGAGAAGCACAAGUACACGGAUGGCUUUGGAUCACUUAAACACUCCAAGGAGGAUAUCAAAUGUGGAUUGAAAGAGAGCCCUCAAAUUACCAAUCUGAAGGAAAGAUCAAAGGAAGACAGUCCCAAAUUUGAUGUGAAAAAAGAGAGAAACCGAGACUCUUUGGACAAAGACAGUAGGGCGGACCAUGUUAAGUCCAAGGUGAAAGAAGAAAAUGAAAAAGUAAUUCAAUCUAAAGACACAGCUCGCAAAGACAACCGUCCACGUUCAAAGCUUCUGGUUGAUGGAGAUCUCAAACUAACCAGCUUUGGGCAAAUGUUAGGUUUAAAAGACCAGGAGAUUGAAGAACGCCAUAAGAAGCAUAAGGAGAGGAUGAAGCAGAUGGAGAAACUAAGACACAGAUCAGGGGAUCCCAAACUUAGGGAUAAAACGAAGUCCACUGAGGAAAUAAAGAAAAAUCGCAAUGAACUAUCAUCCAAAAAAUCGAAUAGUUUAGAAUCUGCAUUGAAAGAGAAGAAGCUCAAAGAUGUUGGUCUCCCAGCCCAAAUUAUGUCUCCGGAAAGAAAGCCACAACCCAUUGACACUCAAAAUUCAAAGGACUGGCUUGGAGGCCAUCAGAUGAAAGAGAAUCUCCCUGCCUCACCUAGGCAAGAUCAGAAUAGACCAACGGGUGUUCCCACCCCCACAUCUGUAAUCUCUUGUCCCAGCUAUGAGGAAAUCAUGCAGACGCCACGGACUCCAUCCUGCAGUGCAGAGGACUACCCUGAUAUAAUGUUUGAUGGGUUAGAUUGUCAGAACUCAUCAGCCAUGGCCAUGUCUAUGAAUGCCUGCUCCCCAUCCUUCUUUGACAGGUACUCCAACUCAUCACACACCUUCCAAGAAGGGACUUGUGUAACUCCGGCUAAGAAUCUCCAGUUGCCCCUUGUCAGUCGAUCGGCUUCGUCUGAUGUCAGAAGACCCCUGGAAGAUGAGUUCAAAGCUGAAGCUGGCAAGUUUCUACAACACAUUUUGCCAGACGCCUCUGAGUUUGACUUGGCAGCCUCCCAGCCUCCAGAAGACAAGGCAGCAUCAGUGGAGAGACUUGAAUGCCUGUCUCCUCCUUACUUCUCACCUAUUAGAAUGCUGUCUCCCGGGCUGGAACUUGCCCAGCCUGCACUAGAUGGGGCCACCACAGCAAUGGCUGGCACAGAGUCCUGUGAACACCUACCUGAGAGUGUCUACAAUAACUUCCUGAUGAAGCCCUCAACACCAGUCCACAGACCUGACCCCCAGGAGCCGUGUCUGGACAUUGCUGCUCCACCCACCCCUGCACCUGCUGCUCUUCCUCCCUUGGAUAUUGAUGACCUUUCUGAGCCUCAUCAAAGUGAGCCCAGUCUUGUUCCAUCUGACCCAGUCAGUGGCAGUGAGUAUCUGCCCCCUGUUGUUGAGGAAGAGGAGGAGGAGGAGGAGGAAGAAGAGGAUUACGAAGAGGAGGAGGAGGAAGACGAAGAAGAGGAGGAAGGGGAUCUUGAAGAACCAACAGAUGCUGAUCAUCAUGCUGCUGAGGAGACGAGGGAUGUCUGCUCAUUCUCUCCUCCAAGGGUUGAAGAGCCUUUGAGGAAGAGCUGGGCUGAAUCUCCUGAGAGAAGGGUUGCAGAGGUGCAUCAGUUGACUCCCCCACAUCCACCACCCAACCUGGUGGAGAACUCCAGUGAUCAUACCAUCAGCUGGAACUCUGAGAUGAUCUUGAAAUCUCCUCAAAGGACUUAUGGGGAAAUAGAGGCAGCUGUCUCCAAGAUAACCAGCCCCUUCUCGCAUUCAGACAGUGAUUUGCAGCACAUUACUGCCAUACCUGGCCAUCCAUCAGUGACCCCUCCAUAUGCUGCUUACAGGUCUUAUGUACCUGACCCUGACUUUGACGAGCAAAAAGAGGCUGUGGAGGACAUUCCAAUUUCUCCAGCAAGACCUGAAAUGACACCCAUGGAAAUGGAACCAAACUACUUGACAACCACCUCAUCCUCCACAAGGUUAGAGUCUUUCUUCACAGACUGCAAGCCAAACUUGGAGGAUAAUCACCAGAUGGACUCAGAGCUUUCUUGUGCAGUACAAGACAGCAGACACAACUCCCAUGGCUUUAUUUCUGAGAGCCAUAUGCCUCUAGCAGUAAGCAACGAGCCAGUGGUGCCCUGGACAGACCCGUUCUCAGCUACAGUGGAUGAGCUGGAUGAUCUUGGCCCUUUCUCUCUACCUGACCUCCCUUCUCUCUCCCUCCCAACCUCUCUGCCAGACAAAGAGAUGCCAGAGCUUGAUGUCAGAGAUGCAGAGCCUGCCGACUACAAGCCUCCACCUGCUCAUAUAAGGCCUCCUGCUAUUGAAACAAUAGCGGGCGAAGAGCUUAUGGAAGUUGACCUGCCUAUCCUGGCCAAACCCCUGUGCCCUGCCGCGGUCCUACCACUCAAUGAUUCUUUGCAGGAUUUGGUUGUGCCCUCACCAAAACACAAUUUCCAACCAGAAUUUGAGUCUGAACCUCAGAAUGUCCCUGAAAAUAACUUUGUGAAACCACAGGUCUUCGAAAACAGAGCCACAUAUGAAGAGACUGAUGAGAGCGAUGGAAACAUGAUGUUCUCAGCUGUUGAUACAAACAAUACUCAGCAUCACAGGCAGAUGUCACUGACCGAGUCUUUAUCAGUUGUAAUUACUCCAUGUAUGGACUCCUUGACAACUGUUAAACCAGAACAAAGUGGGCAGAUAUCAGAUCCCUUUGUUGGGCCAACUUGCAGUCCAGUCCCCUCAGUUCCUCUGCCAGUUGCUGUCACGAUUUCAGGCACAGUCCAUGUUUCGGAGGCUCUUGAGACAACGUCUAAGCUCACGGUCACUCUGACAACAUUGUCAACUGACCUUCCCAAGAAGGUGGAGGAGAUCCCACAGAGGAUGACCAGAAACAGAGCCCAGAUGCUGGCAAAACAGGAGAAUACUACCACCACCACCACAAAAAAGCAGAGUAGUAGAGUAGUAGCAGAGAGUACAACCACCACCACUAUACCUGCUAGUGUGAUACUUCCACCUGUCCCUACCCCUGUCACCAUGAGCAUGGCUGUAACCACAACCACCCCUAUUCCCACCCCUACCUUUGCCCCCUUUGUUGUUCUGGAGAAAGAAAAGGAACUUGUCACCACCAUCUCCACCACACCAACCAUUACCCCGGCUCCCCCGCCGCCGCCUCCUGUAGUGGUCAGCAAAACUAAAGGGCGGCCUGUGGAGGAAGAGGAAUCCCAGACGCAGCAUCCACGCAAGAGGAAGUUCCCGAAACCGCAGGUUCAGCUGGUCAACACAGCCAUGCAGCAGACCAGGGAGAUGAUUCAACAGACGCUGGCUGUCAUUGUCAACGCCAUCAAACUGGAUGACAUAGAACCCUACCACAGUGACCGCUCCAACCCUUACUUCGAAUACCUGCAGAUACGGAAGAAAAUAGAGGAGAAGAGGAAGAUCUUGUGCUACAUCACACCACAGGCCCCUCAGUGCUACGCUGAGUACGUGACCUAUACAGGCUCCUACCUGCUGGAUGGCAAGCCUCUCAGCAAGCUGCACAUCCCAGUGAUUGCUCCACCUCCAUCGUUAUCGGAGCCCCUGAAGGAGCUCUUUCGACAGCAGGAGGCAGUGAGGGGGAAGCUGAGACUGCAGCACAGCAUAGAGAGGGAAAAGCUUAUUGUCUCGUGUGAGCAAGAAGUACUGCGGGUCCAUUGCAGAGCGGCAAGGACGAUAGCCAAUCAGGCCGUCCCAUUCAGUGCCUGCACAAUGUUACUGGACUCUGAGGUGUACAACAUGCCAACAGAGAGUCAGGUGCGUCUGUGGGUGGUAAAAAAGGGUGAUGAGAACAAGUCAGUGAGAGAUCGCUUCAACGCUCGCCAGUUCAUUUCCUGGAUCCAGGAUGUGGAUGACAAAUAUGACCGCAUGAAGACGUGUCUGUUAAUGCGGCAGCAGCAUGAGGCAGCUGCCCUGAACGCAGUGCAGAGGAUGGAGUGGCAACUGAAGGUGCAGGAGCUGGACCCUGCUGUACACAAGUCUCUGUGCGUCAACGAGGUCCCCUCCUUCUACGUGCCAAUGGUUGACGUCAACGAUGACUUUGUGCUGUUGCCCGCGUGACAGAAACAUGCACUCGUUCACAGAGUUAGAGGUCAAAUAUCAUCACUUUUCAAAGAGACAUCAAACAGAACGUAUGGUAAGGGCUAGCCGGUUUGAAGAGGAAUAAAACCUAUAUAUUAUAUAGAAAAAAUUCAAAGAAAAAAAAACUUGCUAAUGAUUCCCUUCCAUGAGAGGAGGAAGCAUCUUUUUACCGGGGAAAAACACAACUUGCACUUUCAUCCCUCAAGUUUUUAUGCUUUUGUUCAGAAUAUAAAAAGCAAAAACGGCUUUGCUUUGAAGCACCCAACACCACCUCCCUUUUAGGUGAUGUUUGGACAGAGAAUAGGGGAGAAAUAUUUUUCUGAAUUUUUUGGUCCCCGUAAAUGAAACCACAAAGGAACGCUGGAGAGGAGCCUUCCCACCAUUCUGGAUCAUCUCUGGUGGAUGGGGAUGAGGCACCACAGUGGACACAAAGCUCCAGGUGAGCCUUAAAGAGGAGAAAGCAGCACAUGGCCAGAAGGGCAUGCAUGCGCGAUGUGGUGGUGCAACAUGUGGCAUCUGCGGGACCUCCAGCCUCUUCCUGUUGAAAGGACAGGAGAGUCUGUGUGGACGCUGUCUCUCUGGUCGGGACCAUAAGGCCACACUCAGUCAGAGAGCCUCAGUCCUCUCUGUCCACAGCCCACCACCACACCCGGUAGAACCAGCAUCCUGCCCCGGAGCAGAGCAGAGUACAGCCAUGGGUCCAUAGAGUGUGUCAGGGGGUUAAUGUCGGAGGGGCAGACACGGCAUCUUCCGCCUCAUGGCCUGGGCAGAGGAGUGAGGCAGAGAAUGGGGAUGAACCGGAGCAUCCCCACCAGAGUCUGGUCACCUGGCUCUGCAUGCAGGAAGAACCAGCCUCUGACACUCUGCCAAGCUAGGUAGAACACACACACACCUGUUCACCUGCAACUAUGACUGCAAAUGGAAAAACAGGACAAAAGAAUAAUACAAGAAUGUUGCGAUUCAAAGAUUCAAGACUAAACUGAUGGUGGUUUAGAGGAGAAUAUUCUUCUUUUUGUCUGUUUCUUUACUUGGGCAUUUAAUUGUUUCUGAGGAAGUGACUUGAAACACUACAGAGCCAAUAUUAGUUUAAUGGGAAAAAAGAAAACUGAAAAAAAAAAUUGUAUUCCGUAAAUGAUGUACAGUUUUUAUAUUCGUUAACCAAUGUAUUCUUGCUGCCUUCUAGAUAAUUUAUUUUGCCACACAUUACUGCACAGUUGUAAAUAACGUAUGUACUGUAACAUCACUCAGUUAAGUGUAAAAAAAUAAAUGAAUAAAAAUUAUCUUUGUAUGUACAGUUCACUUUCGGGCAGCACUUUCCCCCUCAUACCCAUGGGCCAAAAUGUGUACACGUUGUCAGUAUUUUAAAGACUCCAGUGCACAGUUGUAAUGUUCCCAUCUAUAGAUUCUGUCCAGGGCUGGUCAAAAUGAGUUACCUGUGUUGGAAUCACCACAACGUACAUAGGUAGUACAAAACCCCACCGUUUUGAACAAUGCCCAAAUUAAGGGCCACAACUAUAGUCCUCAGAUGUAGCAAAAUGGUUAUAAAAUGAUUUAAAGAAUAGAAUAGUUAUAUUAGUCAUUGCUUUAUUACACAAUUAUAUCUGAAAAAAAUCUAAACCAAGAAAAUGCCUUUUUACAGUGAAUAUUUUUAAUUUACUCAGUGUUGGGCAAUUCAAACAAGGGUUCAUCUGGAUUGGUCAAGAAAGAAAUGCCACUAACAAGAAAAAGCAUCACAUUCAUUUAUAAUUCUGGAUGGGAUUUUCUUUUUGCCUUUUUCUUUCUUUAAUCUACCCAUUAUUUUGACUUUAAUUGUAUGUGUGGGUCUUUAUGAAUAAUAUUCAUCAUGUUAGAGAAUUUUCAGGCCACAAGACUAGGGAUCUGAUAGCCAGCUGAAUAUUUUAAAUCCUUAACUUCCCUUUUUGAAUGUCACUGUCAUAGGCAUCAUAUACGGGUUAACCGUUUUUCAGGCCGCAUCAGAUUGACAUGAAUGUUCCUGAUCUCUUCUGUAUACCACCUAAACUACUCCUUUUUAGCAAAGAUACAGGCCAGAUUCCAUAUUGGUUUUAAAAAUGUAUUCUUGCUUUAAUUAUGGAAUGUGUUAGCUUCCAAACUCCCUGGGUCCAUACUUGUGAACAUAAGAUAUAUUUUUUUAAGGUAAAAAAAAUUCUGUCUCAAAAUGCACAUCAGCCAAUUCAAAUCGUUGACAUAGUUGCAUGUGAUAAAAUGCUACAUGUUAGCUGUUCCCAUUACAUAACCUGACACACAUAGCCCUAUGCUAACCUGACCCGACGGCAGUGAUUGUCGGGUUACAAAUUCUGCAUCAGUCAAUUUCAAAUCUUGACUUAAGAUGGACAUAAUAGAACCCUUUUCCAUGAGAGCAUCCUUAACAGAAGUCAACCGGCACCAUCUGCUAAUCAAAGUUAUAAAAACACACAUGAAGUUUCAACUGGACCAAUAGCUCAAUGUAGCGAGCCUGGCUCCUGGUCAUUCUUUCCAUUUGCAACUGUCUGCCACUUCUCAGAAUGGUGCUUGUUGAACCUCUAAAAGCCUUUGGAGGUAGGUGGGGUGGGGGUUCUCCUAAGCUGACAUAUGGAAUUGUUUUAAUAUGGUCAUACCAUGGAUCAUUUAGCUAUUUGAUUUAGAAUUUUAGGACCCCUCUAGGUAUGAAAAAAUAUACACAUUUUUGGGGAUAAAAUUGUGAAUUUUGGCUUUACUACUAUAGCCCAUAGAAACAAAUUGAAUAACACAUUCAUAAAUGGAAAAACAGACAGUUCAAAAAAUGUAAUCAUAAGGAAUAAGGUUUUGAAGUGUCUGUCCUAUAUCUAGGAGAUCAGGAAAUGUGUAUAUAUAUAUAUUUGGACACAUAUUUAACCCCUUUUUCUGGCACAAAACUACCUCCAUACUUCCUUUCAUUUGUUUUAAAACCGGUACCAGGGUUAUAUGUCCCGUGACAGUUGUGGGGGUCAUAGAGCAAAACCAAAACCCCAUUGUGUUCUUGAUAGUCUCAUCUUUCCAUAGAAUGGUCAUAUUAGUUAGUAGGCCAACCGUUUGGACGCUAUAGACAGUUUCGUGAGAAGACUGAUUUUCAAAAUGUCUCCUGGUCUGACAAACAGUGCUGUAGCUCUGCCACUUUCCACCGCAGAUGCGGAAGGCCAACAUGGGCGGAUGCAGUGGAUUGACAUGCAUCCCAUGCAAAACAACAUAUCUCAAACUUAAACUGACAGAUUUUUAUGGUGAUUUUUUUUUAAUGUUAAUUAGAUUGUCGCACAGGUACGUCAAUAGACUUAAGGAUUUGAAUAAAGUUUAGAUCAAAGCGGAGUCAAUGUCUCGCAAGAUCACUUAAUGAUUAAUUAGUAUUCUACAUAGGCCUAACAUACUGAAUAUAAUAGCAUAGUAUAACUCUACUGUUAGACCAAAAUCACCACUUAUUUUCUUAUGUAGGCUACAACAUUUUAUAUGCAUUAUAAGAAUCAUCCACUUGGUCACAAAUUGAUUAUUUGAGUCGAGCUUUGAGGACCACUGGUGAAGUGAUUUCCUUAAAGGGGCAGUGCAGUUAAACAUCACUUUCCUGUGUUUUAUAUAUAUUUCCACACUGAGGUUGAAAUAAUACGGAUAUGAAAAUUUUGAUAAUGCACUUUAGGUGUAAGAGCUGCUUGAAAUUUCAGCUUGUUUAGCUGGGUGGGGUUUUUGGACUGCCUGGUGACAUCACCAAGCAGUAUAAGUUUAAUAGGCCAAUAAUUUAGUUUUCAGGUUACACAUCCCUCCCAUUAGGUUCCUCCAAUUAGGCCCCUCUGACCACUCCCAGACAGUCCUAGCAAAGUUCUUGCUGGAGAAGCAACUUUUUUUUUUAGAAGCUACUGUAUUUUUGACAAUUUUAAUUGAAAACAAUCAAAGUAAGGUACUUAAUUGUUACCUAGAUAUUGAGAUAAAAAUAUUGGCAUUGGACCUUUAACAAAAAAGCUUGACAUGAAGGGGCCUCUAACCGCCUUAGCGGCAUAUGACUCCUCGCAGCGAUGGUAAUAGGGGUACAUGACGGCUAUUUGACUAUAUGACUCCUCGCAGCGAUGGUAAUAGGGGUACAUGACGGCUAUUUGACUAUAUGACUCCUCGCAGCGAUGGUAAUAGGGGUACAUGACGGCUAUUUGACUAUAUGACUCCUCGCAGCGAUGGUAAUAGGGGUACAUGACGGCUAUUUGACUAUAUGACUCCUCGCAGCGAUGGUAAUAGGGGUACAUGACGGCUAUUUGACUAUAUGACUCCUCGCAGCGAUGGUAAUAGGGGUACAUGACGGCUAUUUGACAAGACCAUAAGGCUCUUCAACUUUUUUUUUAGCAAUGUACGAUUAACUUAAAUGACCUUUAUCUUUUUCCCGUAAAAGCACAUGGAUGUGUGUGAAACGGAUAAGCAAAAACUUUGCCAUAUAUGCAAAAACAUGCCUUGUGAAUUUUGUCUCGUUAGUAGCUAGUAGAAGCAUAGUCAAGGAUGCGUCAUGCAAUGUUGGGAUGUUAUACUUUACAGACCAAGUGGAACAAAAGUAAACCUUGAAUUUGGAGGCUUACAAUAUCCCUCUGGUGGCUUAGUUGACCUAUAUUAAGAAAUGCCAUUGCUUGGUGGAUGUAAAGUCUGAGAUCUUUGAUAGGCUGAUGUGGAAUUUGUUACAGGAAAUAAUCACUGCCAACUGAUCAGGUUAGCAUAGGGCUAAAUGUGCCAGGUUAUGCAAUGUGGAACAGCUAACGUAACAUUGUCACAUUCAACUAUGUCAUGAUUUGAAUUGGCUGAUGCACAUUUUCAGAGUUUAAACGCAAACUUUUUCUAAUGUUCGCAAGUAUGGACCCCCUCUAUUUAUCUAGUUUUGUACAGUAGUGGAGAUAAGUUUACAGUAGUAGAAGGUGCUGCUCUUCAAAUACUCAAAGGGUGGAGCCAAAGUAAAGAUGAUACUCCUCUGCAUAACAUAAGUAAAUUGUUCCUUUUGAUUUAAAAGAACUAGGUUUGACUUACAUGCCCAUGAAUGAGAUCUUUUUUUAAUUUUCCUUUUAAUCAAAAUCCUUUUUUAUUCAACUCGGAAAUCCUUUCUAUGACCAAUCACCCUAAAAGCGAGUUACAUCAUAGUUUAUUCAGAACUAUUUAGUGGACAGAUAUUAACAGGCAGGUAGUUUGUUUCACUAUAGCUUCUCAACUGUACCAAGUGUAGGUGUAUGUAUUUGUCAGGGGUUUCUGGGAGUUUUAAUGUUUUGUUUGAUUCAUAUUCAGUAGAACAUCAUACUUUUCUCUAUUGUGUUGUUUACCAUGCUAAGAGUAAGGCCUAGACUAGACAAUUAUUAAACUUUGACCUCCUCAAUUUCAUGAACCAAAAAGCAGACUUAGUUAACUCGUACACAAAGGGGGGAAGAAUGGUGCAAAAGUGAUAGUUAAGGAUGUUUCUGAUUUUACAAAUAUUUUUUGACCUACCACAUUAGGAUGCCUGUCAGUCUGAUCUGCACAUUCAUCCUAAUGGCAAUAUUAAGUGACAUUUUGUGGCGUUAUGUACACACGUUCAACAUAGCUGUGUAUGAUGUGUCUAUUCAAGUGCAAUGGGUGUUGCUACUCCAGUGUACAGGCAGUUGACUAGUUGUAGUCCUGGACAUUUUGAAAGCGGAAAAUCUAGUCAUAAGGCAGUAAAAGCAUAAAUAAAUGUCAUAGCACAGGUAGUCAGGGUCGUGUAGACUUCAGCAGUUUGAUUAAAGCCCUCAAUUGUUUAUUUUUAUUUAUAUAUAUAUAUUUUUUAGCUUUUUUUCUGCGGGGGAAGAGGGAGUUUUGUCAACAGAAUCCUUGUGUGUUUUAGAUCCGUGUAUGUAGUGUUGGGUGUUGUCUUUUUGUCUUGUGUUUUAUGGUUCGUACAUAAGAAAAAAACCAGUGGCAUGUCAAUCACUUCUUAUGGGCAGAAUGUAUACCGUUACUACACCCUCACACCCUCAAUAUUGUUUACAAGACAUCAAGUGUGUUUCGGUUUCGUCUCUCUCACCUUAACGGUUUGAGCCCUGCCUUGAUUUCUUUAUUUCAUCAUUUAUUGAACCACAAAGGCUUGAAAUUGUGAUGGCUAAUUACAGUGUCAAAUCCAACCUCGGUAUUCAAAGCUUGCAGAAAACAUCCAGAGCAAUAGUUUUAACCUUUUAAAAUUGGUAUUUUUCAUUAGCAUUUUUUUUUUAUAUAUAUACAUUUGGUUGAUAAAGACGACAUCCCCUGUGAUUUUUGUCCAGACGCUGGUGUCUCUUACACAUGUCCAAAUGUUCUUUCCAAGACACACCAGUGAAGAAUCCUUUCUAUUAGGAAAUGUAACAAACUGUCUCGUACCCAUCUCCCCCCUACAGUGAACCACUUGGCCAUGCCCUAGAUUACCCUGUGACCUCUCAUCAGUCUGCAACAAGUUACUUCUACUGUGUCCAUCUGAGUGUUCAUUUAAUAUUCAUUUUAACUGGACAUACUGCUAUUUUACACAAUAGAAUCACAAUUUCAAGCCUUUUUCUACUUUUCUUUUUCUCCUUUAUUGAACAAGACAGUAGCUGAUUCUUUAGAAUGGGAAAUGACUAAUAAAGCAUGGAGAACUACUCUUUAAAUGGUAACAAAUAACAUAUUUAUUAUCUUUCUGACACCUGUGGUAUGUUUCAGUUAAAGGUCUCCGCUGUGUAAAUUUUCCUCCUGUAAUGCGUUAGAGACAUUGUACAUAGUUGUAAAUAAAUAUCCCAGGACGUUUUGCACCCUCCUCUUUGUACUAGUCUAAACUUGCGUAGAAUGUGGGGUUCUAACAGCAACGAGACAGUGCGUUCGCUGCAGGUGAUGUAACAAUGUAACUUUUUUUAUUUGUACAAUGUAGUUGAAUUGUGUACAUAUUGUUGGAGCAGCUAUGGGGGAAGGGGUUUGUUGAUGCUAUCGUCAGUGCUGUAAAAGAUCCAGUACUUUCACCUCUAGCUGUGUUGAUUUCCUGCAAAAACAAAGGCGAGAAAAUAAAAAAUACUAAACGGAGAAGUAAAAAUUCUAAAUUGUUAUUUUCUACAGUUGCAUGUACAGAGAGCGCGAGAACUGCUGUUGUUCCUCAGAGAUUAUGUUCGUAAAUAAAAUUUUGAAAUAUU